This is a messenger RNA of Acanthosepion pharaonis, 1176 nucleotides long. The record is from the annotation of a GenBank genome assembly. Lineage: Eukaryota; Metazoa; Mollusca; Cephalopoda; Sepiida; Sepiidae.
AUGCUGACCAGUCUCUUUCUUUUCCCUCAUUUUAAUAUCUAUCGCAUUCUCUUCAUCAUCUAUCUCGUUUUUCAUUCUAGCAUAUGUAAAUAUCUAUUUAAUUCUCUUCAUUAUCUAUCUAUCUAUCUAUCUAUCUAUCUAAUUUUCUUUAUUAUCUAUCUGUCUAUCUCAUAUUUUUUAUCUACCUAUCUUUUCAUAUAUCUCAUUUCCUUCAUUUAUUUAUCCAAUUUUCUCCAUUAUCUAUCUAUCUAUCCAUCUAUCUAUCUAUCUAUCUAUCUAUCUAUCUAUCUAUCUAUCUAUCUAUCUAUUUGGGUAAGCAUAUGUAAAUAUAAAUAUCUAUCUAUCUAUCUCAUUUUAUUCAUUAUCUAUCUAUCUAUCUAUCUAUCUAUCUAUCUAUCUAAACCAUUCUGUUCUUUAUAUCUAUCUAUUCUUUUCUUUAUCUCCAUCUCCCCCCCUCUCUCUCUCACUCUCUCUCUCUCUCUAUCUAUCUAUCUAUCUAUCUAUCUCAUUUUCUUCAUUAUCUAUCUAUCUAUCUAUCUAUCUAUCUAUCUAUCUAUCUAUCUAAACCAUUCUGUUCUUUAUAUCUAUCUAUGUAAACCAGUCUUUUCUUUAUCUCUAUCUCCCUCUCUCUCUCUCACUCUAUCUAUCUAUCUAUCUAUCUAUCUAUCUAUCUAUCUAUCUAUCUAUCUAUCUAUCUAUCUAUCUCACUUUCUACACUUUAAUUUCUAUCUAUCUCAAUAUGUUCUUGUUAAUCUCUAUAUGUCUAUAUCUAUCUAUGGUUGUUUGUUGUCAUCUAUCUAUCUAUUUUUCACAGGCUGUUCAUAUCAAUCAAUUUAUGAAUGUCUGUAUUUCCAAAUCUAUCUAUCUAUCUAUCUAUCUAUCUAUCUAUCUAUCUAUCUAUCUAUCUAUCUAUCUAUCCCAAACUCUUCAUAUUUAUCUAUGCUAACCUCUUCAUUAUCUAUCUAUCUAUCUAUCUAUCUAUCUAUCUAUCUAUCUAUCUAUCUAUCUAUCUAUCUAUCUAUCUAUGCCUUGAGUGUCUUUUGGGCCUUAGUUUUCUUUGACAAAUUCUCUUCGUUUCUUUCCUUUAUAGCCCAUUCUUCUUCCAGACGCCCUUCUUCUAUCAUCAUUGGUCAGCCUUCACCUCUUUGCCCAACACGUCUUCCUUUCUACCACUGA